AUGGGUUCAAAUGAAGGUAUAACUAGCCUGGAGACGGCUCUUGACGUGAUACGGUCGCUGGAGUCGCGUCUGGAGGAACUCAAUGAUAUCAGUAGGAAGUACGAAAUGGAAAUGGAAUCUAUGGUCGAUAAUUUGACCCAAGAGUUACAAGAGACCAUUGCUUCUAAUAGCACUCUGUCUCAAAAAGUCGUUGAUAUGGAAAUUAGAGUAGACGAUCUCGAAAAUGACAAAAAUUUCCUGUCAAACAAGAAUGAAAUUCUAAAAUUAGAAAAUGACAAAUUAUUAGAAUCAAAUAUACUAUUGAAUCAUGAAAUUCAUGACUUGAAACAGAAAUUCGAUCAUUUGCAAUCCACAGAAAAUCAGCAUCUCAUACCUAAGAGGAAAUGCAAGCCGAUUAAAGUCUCCACUAACGCAAACACCCUUUCUCUACAGUCCAUGAGUCAAAACAGCACCGUUGCUGAUUUAAAAUUAUCUAAAUCCACUGUAAUUUCAACAACUAUGCCAAAAGGAUAG
This is a messenger RNA of Kazachstania africana CBS 2517, 513 nucleotides long. RefSeq names its product Ndl1p (gene NDL1). Lineage: Eukaryota; Fungi; Ascomycota; Saccharomycetes; Saccharomycetales; Saccharomycetaceae. Bases 1 to 513 code for a protein of 170 amino acids. The record is from RefSeq and is a predicted model, not a curated record. The transcript has a single exon.